GCACGAGAAACAAAAAAAAACUAACAACCGAAGAACAAAUCAUGUCAACUGUUGUAGUUGGUUGAUGAUUGUGAUAUUGCUAUUUAUCUAGUGGUAUUUCACUGACGAAAUCGACGAAAUUAAACAGAUGUUUGGCAUUUUCGUAAUUUCAUUAAAUCGAAACAUUGUUGUGGGGUGAGGAAUGUGUGGCUAACACCAUCGCCAUAGGAAAAAUUAUCAUCGAAAUUAAAAAAGUAUUGCGAUUUAACAAUUCGCGCCCAAGACAGUCAAAACGAAAAAGAAAAUUUAAAGCAAACGACAAAAAAUACAUACACAAAAGCGAAAAGAAAAAAAGACUAAAAUAAAAAAGUGAUUUCAAUAAAUUAUGGUAAAAUAAGAUCAUUAGUGCGUAGGUUGAAACACCAAAUGUGAAUGAAAGAUAAAUAGAAAGAGUGUGUGUGUUGGUGUGCUUUGGUAACUCUUCGAUUUAACACAGGGCACGAGCUGUAUGCGCGCGCGCUCUAUCUUCAUCUUUGCUUCAGAUCAUUUUCGUUGAAUAUUCGCUCUAAAUCUUAUCUCGAUUGCAUUCAUCGGAUUUUGGUGUUUUUUUUUUCGUGUGUUUUUUCGUUGGUUCGGUUGUGUAUUUUUUCUUAUUGUUUAUUUCUUCAUAAGUUCCGUCCUCUGCCACGAAAAGUGAUUGAUGAAUAAAAUUUUAUUGUCAUUCAGUCGAUGUGCGCGUAUUAUGUAUUGUUUGGGUUUUGGUUUCGCGUCGGAAAUACAUUGAAUGUGAUUCUUUCAAGCAACGGUUUUUUUCGGAGUACGCAUCAAAAAUUUCAAUUUGCUUGUGAUUCAUUCGCAAAAUUCAAAUGCUAAACAAGAGAAAAACCACAUAAAAAAGACAAUUACCCAAAAAGCAAAAGACAACUAAAAAAACUACAUUUUUUAUGCGAAUUUCGAAUAAAGACACGAAACCAAAAAGAAGAAAAAAAAACGGUACGGUCAAAAUAGUGAAAAUUUGUGUAAACUGAAAAAUGUGUAGAAAAUGAUGAACAAUUUUUAUGCCAAUUCAUGAUAGAAAAUAACCGAUGUACGGCAUUGAAUGCGGAUGCGAGAUCUAGUUCGAAUUUGAUUUAAUUGAUUUCAACGGCAAAAAUGUUACAAGCUGAAAUAAAUAAGGGAAUGAGCAUUUGUGUAAAUUGUUGUUGUGUCGAUAUUCGUUCGUUAUUAUUCGAUUGAUUUGUGGUUUUCACAUUGACAAACACAAAAGCGACAAACAAAGGGGAAGAGAGAGCUGGCGAGAUAGCAAAGGGGGAGAGAAAAAGCAAAAAACUACGAAGCAAAACGAACACAAAGUGGAGAAGAUAAUGCCUGGAUAUUCUCGGCUCUUUACCGAUUCAAUUCAAAUCAAUAAGGUCAACAUGUUGCAAACCAGUUUACUGAAUGUGCUAUGUGUGUUGCUAGUCAGUUGCGGUGCACAGUCGACAAACAUAAAUGUGCCGUUAAAUGAUGUCAAUAAAAUAUUGUCGAUGCCUCUUAACAGUGUUGCAUCACCAAAUAACAACGAAUCACCGAAUCCCAUUGUAAAUAUUGAUCAAUUUCGAUCGCAAAGAAACCAAAGCUUCAAUAAAAAUGUAAUUAAUAAUAACGAUAAUGGCGAUGAUUAUGAAACCAAUGCAUUUCGAGUACAAACGUUAAAUCGAUCUCAUUCGAUCGAUAUGCCAUCACCGAAAUCAACAGCAACCAAAUUAGGCACCAUCAACGGUGGCAAAGUGUAUAAUAAAAAUGAUAUGCGCAAACGAAAAAUUAAAUCGACGAGCAUUGAUCCGUAUGCUCACUGGAAGUGUCCAAAUAUCAGCGAAAUUAAUCGAUAUGUGGAAUGUAGCUGCGAUAUACCACAAACGCUACGAUGCAGCGGCGAUAUUCAUGGAUUAACACAAAUAGCUGAGGGCUUACGAAGAAGUGAGUAUCCUGUAUCGUUGUUGGAUUGUACAUUGAAAAAUGUUACGUUUUUGAGCGAUGCACGGAUAUUUGCGGAUGUUGCUUUGCACGGUUUGGUUAUAUCGUCCGGUGAAAUUAAAAGGGUACAUCGACAAGCAUUUGGUGGCAUGAAAACACCGUUACAAGAACUUGGACUUCCGAAUAAUGCAUUAACCGCUGUUCCAUCACAAUCACUAUCACCGCUCAAUGCAUUGCGUCGGCUCGAUUUAUCAAAUAAUCGCAUUAAAUAUUUGGACGCAUCCGAUUUUUUGAUGUUACAAAAUCUGGAAUAUUUGGAUUUAAGUGAGAACAAUAUUUCGGAAAUAUCAAUGCGAGCAUUUUUAACAAUGAAAAAAUUGCAAACACUCAAAUUGAGCAGAAAUCGUCUGUCACUUGGCGAUAGCAUACAAGCAAUUAGUCAAUGUAUUAAUUUAAAAGAAUUAGAUUUAUCGGCAAAUUUACUGCGCGGUUCGUUAGUUCAAGAACAUUUGCCGAUGCUUAAAUCGUUGGAGUCGCUGAAUUUGGGCACAAAUCUAUUUACAAACAUUCAUACGGGUGCUUUUGAGAAUUUCCCAUUUUUAACCAGCUUAAUAUUGCAUCACAAUCAAAUCGAUGUACUGCAAGAUCAUUCAUUUUCUGGUUUAAAUUCGUUGGAAGUGCUCGAUUUGAGCUACAAUGGCAUUGUGGCUAUAUCCGGUGCAUCGCUGAAGCAUUUGUCUCGAUUGCUUGUUCUAAAUUUGACGCAUAAUUUCUUAAGGGCAUUAACGUCAGAUCUCAUUGCACCAUUGCCGUCGUUGAAAGAAUUGCAUAUCGAUGGCAAUGAGAUAUCAUUGGUUGCCAAAAAUGCAUUCAUCGCCGCAAAUGAUUUGGAAGUAUUAUCACUGCAGAAUAAUCCAUUGUCGUGUGACUGUUCGUUGAAACCAUUUGCCGAAUGGUUGUCUACAUCCAGCAUUUCAAAACAGUAUCAAAUGAGCGCUGUUUGUGCCACUCCUCCGCAUCUUGAGAACGCAAGAUUACAAGAAAUUCAAUUGGAUUCACUUAACUGUGAUGGCAAUGUCAAUCGGAACAACACCGCAAAUGUACUUCAACAACUUGAAAUACGAUCAAAAGAAACCAAUUUGACAUUUGUCAAGCAAUUCAGCGAUGGCAUUAUUUUGAAGAAAAUUCAUUUAUCAAUGGAUUACGGUCUUAUUUUAACUUGGAGCAUUAUGCUAAACGAAUGGAAUUUUUCGUGUGAUUCAAUUUUUGUCUAUAAAGAAACCAAAUUCAACGAACAUCUUCUCAAAAAUCAACCGGUGCAUUGUGAAAGUAAUAAAAUGGAAAACGAGGAUAUAGUCAGCGUGAUACUGUACGAUCAAUUCCCGAUUGGUGACAAGUAUCGCUUUUGUUUGGUGCUUGUGCAAAUGAAAGACGAUCAACGCGAUUUAAUUGUUGGAUGUUCGAACAUAACGAAAUUAAAGCAAAUUGAAAAUGUUUUGGUAACCGAUCGAAAUAGUGAAAAUUCCAUAUCGCUCACAACGUCAGUGACAACGACGGAAGAAACGACGCCACGUGUGCCAUUCAAUCGUGAUGAUGACGACGACGAUGAUGAAGAGGAUGAAGUGAUAUCAGAUAUAUCAUCUUUUGAUAAAAUAAGCGAUUCCAUGCAAAAUGAGCCACGGCCACAUUACGACGAUCAUGAUCCAGAGUAUACGACUGUUUAUCGAACGGAUCAACCGCCAACAACGAUUUCAACGACACCAGCAUACGCAUCAAAAUUAAUGCAUCAUUUCAACGAUGGUCUAAUGCCAUCACUAAGUAUUGCCAUACUGAUUACAAGUGUCUUUGCAUUUAUUUGGGCCGCCACCAAAAUUACACACCAUCGACGGACAAUUCCUGCAACAGUUUGCUAUGCUGCCUCCGAUCAACACUCGCUCGAUAUUGAAAAUAGCAAUCGCUAUCUAAAACUACAGGCCACAACGACACUGUAAAGAGCCAAUCGGCGUCGAAUGGUCGUCGCUUACAAAUUUCGAUUCGAGUUGCCAUGAGAGUUUACCGAAAAUGUGAUACAAAUAUUAUGUAAUUUUGUUGAAAUAUUCAAUUAAAAAUUAAGCUCGCAAAUCCAUAUAAUUAUUUAUGCAAUGUUAAAUUUAUUCUUCUUUUUGUAAAAAAAAAACUAUUCAAUUGAGAAAACACACAAAGAGUCAGUUAAAUAAAUAAAUAUGAAACUAACUUAACGAAUUAUUAAGAAAUUAUG
Molecule: messenger RNA, 4192 nt
Organism: Contarinia nasturtii (swede midge)
Lineage: Eukaryota; Metazoa; Arthropoda; Insecta; Diptera; Cecidomyiidae
Gene: Lrt
Exons: 9
Coding region: 1344-3926 (860 amino acids)
Molecular function (GO): protein binding
Source: RefSeq, a predicted model, not a curated record